Molecule: messenger RNA, 3369 nt
Organism: Lodderomyces theae
Lineage: Eukaryota; Fungi; Ascomycota; Pichiomycetes; Serinales; Debaryomycetaceae
Gene: MSB1
Product: Msb1p
Exons: 1
Coding region: 1-3369 (1122 amino acids)
Cellular component (GO): cellular bud neck; cellular bud tip
Source: RefSeq, a predicted model, not a curated record
AUGAUAACACAGCAUGAACAAUUUCGAGACCUCGAACUACCAAGCUUACCUUCAAGUAAGUCGAGAAAAGGAGCCGUCACCGACUCGGGGAUCAUUCACCAAGACCAGCUUACACGGAAAAACUUGAAAUCGGUUCUACAUUUGAUAACCCAGGAGCUUAAGAAAAGGGGCACGAGGACCCCUCAUAUAUUUUUACCGUUUAGAUCAAAGAUUAAAGAUUAUAAAUUGAAUGAGUUAUUACUGCAGCUUGCGCCUGGAGGAGAAAUACUUCAAGAUGCUACAAAAUGCAAACAGAUAUUACUGACCACUGACGAAUUCACUCUUGUUUGUAGUCUCAAAUACUUUUGGGCUAGGUUGCCAAAUAACGAGAUAAUUGGAUUCAAAGUUUACCACGAGUUUAAAACAAAAGAAGCUGAGCAAAAUUAUCCUAAAAAUGCCUUUUUAACAAUCAUGCCCAAAUGCUUGUCCUCCCCAGCACAUGCAUCCAUAGUUUACGACUUUUUAGAUUUGAUCUUGAGCAUUACGUCAAAUGCCCCCUAUAACAAUCUUAGUGGGAGGAAAAUCAGCAAAAUGGCUGGUCUAUGGGCCUUCAAUCCCAAAUAUUCCACCAGCACGUCCAUUUUCUCCGACGACAGCGUUGCAAAAGAGUACGACUUUUCCGAGGGUAUCAAUAACUGGAAAAAGACAACCGAUGCAAUGUUUCACUUGGUGUUGGCGUUUCUCAGGGCAAUGUUGCCAGAAAACAAUGCAGAAACAUUGAGAUUGCCAAAGACGCUACAACGUUUGCUUGUCACAUCUCAGUAUCCGCCAGCAUCGGGGCGCGACGAUUCCAAAAGUAUCACCAUACCUUGUGUAUGCGUCACGACUACAAAACCAUCGGCCACUGCGUAUGACUUGAUUAGCAAGGUACGACAGAGCUUGACUUUUGAAAAAAGGGACAUGUUUUCCAAAGAAAACUAUACUAUAUUGAGAAACGUGUUUGAGAAGAAAAGUACGAGCGAGAUUGUUGAUUCAUUUACUGAAGAGUCUAGACGGAUUAUCGAACGAAUCACUGAGAGCCAAGUUGACAACAGUUUUAAUUUGAGACCAGGCUGGUCUCAUCCCACUAUUAGCUCAAAGCUUUCAAAAAGCGAUGUGCCUUUGAUCUCGCGUAUCAAUAUUAAGGAUGUCUCGAUCCAAGACUACUAUAUUUGGGCUUGGUUGUCGUCCCUUGCGAGUGACCAACCACCACAAGUCAAGCAAACAUUUGGUAGAUCUAUUGUUGUUGAAGUGGAGGUUUUGGGUUUUCAAAAAUGGAUUGUUGUUACAGAAAAGACAAUGGAUGAUGAGACGUAUUCGCGAGAACGCAAACUCUUGCAGAAAGAGACAGUGCGCAGGAAGGAUGAAAACACGCCUUUGCCACCCAUUCCGACUACUUCCCGUUUGAAUGAGAAAAAGCUGUUGCCAUUGCCACCAGUUGAAUUGUCCAAUGGACGGAACACUACUAGCAGAGGUGCCUCACCGGAGCCGGUACUACCUCAAGACCUUGUUGAUGUUUACGAACGAUUUGAGCAGCUGUUUGGGGAGGAUGAUAUUUUUUACCCCAACUCUGUGGAUGCGGGAGAAUUGAUGCGCCAGGAACAGUUGCGUGGCUUAGGUGCCGAGAUAAGCGAUGUAUCAUCGAGGUUUACAAAAGUCACUGUGGGUGAUAUGUAUGCUACUAGUAAGAGUGGUGCUCCAACUCGAAAAGCGCCACCGGAGCCAAUAGAAGAUGGGUUGCCAAUUCAUCGCUUUCCAGAGAAACCUUCUCCGGCUACUGAGAUGCCUGGACUGUUUGAGACUCCAAUGGAGCUCAAGCAUGAGAACUUGGCUCUGAACGAGCUCAACAUUGAUGACGUGGUACACGCAACUACCGCUAUGAAUACCAGACCUGAAUCAAAUGAGACAUUGCCGGUGAAAGAGACACCUUUGAAUGAAUCCCCCACAAACAAAAUCAAGAGCAUGUUGCUCGAACAGGAUGCCGAGGAUAAAAAGAGAAAGAAGAAAGAGAAAAAGCUCAAGAAACAAGUAGAAGCUGUUCAACUCGCAGCGGCCCAAGCUGCUGGAUUUGAUGGCCCCAUUUUGCCACUUGAUUUACCUCCUCCUGAUAUGGGCUCGUGGGACUCGUUGGCACCACCGGAAUUGCAUGACUCAUUGGAUCAACCUCAACCACGGCUAACUCCGCUACUUCCCAAUAAAAACGCGUUUGUGGAUAGUGUUGAGUCCCCCAAUGUGGCUGGUAGGAACAAGCCGUUGCCAACUCCCGUGAGUGAAUUCAAUGGCCGUGACGUAGGAUUGGCAAAUCAAAGAAGUGGAUAUUCGGGAAAAACUAAUGAGGAGACAUACGCAAGUAGGACAAUUGAUGCUCCAUUACCAGAAGAACAUGAUCAAAAUCAAAAUGCUGUUGCAGAAACACCUGUUGCGGAUCCGGCGCCUUCUCGACAAAAGCGCUAUGAUCAUUUUGACACUCUGCAAACUGCACCUAAACAAGAACCAGCUCAAUCAAGACCGAUCCUUCCAAUUUCAAGAGGAAGGGCGCCAUCACCGAUGAUUACUCUAUCCCACGCCAGCCCUCAAAUUGGUGAUGAUGCGUCUCCAAUAGUUCGCUCCAACGGUGAGAUACCUGCUCUUGAGCGUCGUAUAGCCCCCGAUGGCUUAGGUCCGCGUUUCGCAGAGACGAAUCCUGCUUCAAGUUCCGAUAUGGUGCAUGUGGAUAGACCGGGGUUGGUGGAGUAUCAGAAACAUAACUCCCCGGGACCUUCAAUGCACCUGGAACGACUGAGAUCACCAAUGCCACAUAUGCUGAAUUGGGGAGAUAAUGGCCAACAGGUGAGGCAUUACGCUUCUAGUAGAUCGUCUGGGGGCUCCAACCAAGGCCAGCUCCCAUCACCCAGAUUGGUGAGACCUUCGACGCAGCCAAUCCAACAGCCAAUCCAACAGCCAAUCCAACAGCCAAUCCAACAGCCAAGCCAACAGCCAAUCCAACAGUAUUUUCAUCCGCAACAUAUCCAACAACAACAAAUGUACCCUCAAAUAUACCCCCAGAUGUCUCCACAGGUCCCUCAAGCUCCAUAUUCACAGGCAGUGUAUCUGAUGUAUCCUCCCAAUGUGCACCAGGCGGAGUUUCUGGCAGUCCCACAUCAGCGUCACAUGCAGAUGGCUCCUUCUUGGCGUCAGCCUCCUCCGCCGCAAGCAAUACCUGGCGGAUCUAACCAUCAUCAUGUGGCCAGCAACAUGUCCCCACCAGCUUCGAUGAACAUUGUUCCAGUUGGGGUCAAACACAACAAGAACCGUGCCGCUAACAAAGCCAAUUUACGGCACGCAUUGAUUGAUGGAAAUUACGGAAUAUAG